AUGGAUCAGUAUGAGAUCAUGGAGCAGAUCGGUCGUGGAGCUUUUGGAGCUGCUAUUCUUGUUAAUCACAAGGCAGAGAAGAAGAAAUAUGUGUUGAAAAAAAUCAGGCUUGCGCGCCAGACUGAACGCUGCAGAAGAUCUGCUCAUCAAGAGAUGGCUCUUAUUGCUAGAAUUCAGCACCCUUAUAUUGUGGAAUUCAAGAAGGCAUGGGUUGAGAAGGGUUGCUAUGUUUGCAUUGUUACUGGCUACUGUGAAGGUGGAGACAUGGCUGCAUUGAUGAAAAAAUCAAAUGGAGUUUACUUUCCUGAGGAGGUAUUCUUUUGCUCACAAUGGGAGGUGUUUGACAUUGCUCAGAAACUGUGCAAGUGGUUUACUCAAUUACUGUUGGCAGUUGAAUACCUGCAUUCAAAUUUUGUUUUACAUCGAGACCUAAAGUGUUCCAACAUCUUCCUUACCAAGGAUCAGAAUGUUCGCCUAGGGGACUUUGGUCUUGCUAAGACACUAAAAGCGGAUGAUUUGGCUUCUUCG
Messenger RNA from Gastrolobium bilobum, 528 nucleotides. Its product is annotated as serine/threonine-protein kinase Nek5-like. Gene Ontology annotation, biological process: microtubule-based process; protein phosphorylation. Gene Ontology annotation, molecular function: protein kinase activity; ATP binding. The record is from RefSeq and is a predicted model, not a curated record. The transcript has 8 exons. The annotation marks the transcript as partial. Gene Ontology annotation, cellular component: cortical microtubule. NCBI's taxonomy places the organism in Eukaryota, Viridiplantae, Streptophyta, Magnoliopsida, Fabales, Fabaceae.